Molecule: messenger RNA, 1047 nt
Organism: Brugia malayi
Lineage: Eukaryota; Metazoa; Nematoda; Chromadorea; Rhabditida; Onchocercidae
Exons: 10
Coding region: 1-1047 (348 amino acids)
Biological process (GO): tRNA methylation; cytoplasmic translation
Cellular component (GO): cytoplasm
Molecular function (GO): tRNA methyltransferase activity
Source: RefSeq, a predicted model, not a curated record
AUGGGGAAAACAUCCAAAGACAAGCGGGAUAUAUAUUAUCGUCUGGCGAAGGAAGAAGGAUGGCGAGCUCGCAGUGCAUUUAAGUUAAUGCAGAUCGACGAUGAAUUUAAUAUAUUUGAAGGUGUUCAUCGAGUUGUUGAUCUAUGUGCUGCACCUGGUAGCUGGAGUCAAGUUUUAUCAAAAAAAGUGUAUUUUGCGCAAGAUGAAAAGGAACGGAAAGCUGUACGUAUAGUCGCUGUCGAUUUACAACCAAUGUCACCACUUCCUGGUAUAAUUCAAUUGCAGGGUGAUAUAACCGAGGCUUGUACAGCCAAGAAAAUUAUUUCUUAUUUGGAAGGAUCAAAGGCUGAUUUGGUUAUUUGCGAUGGCGCUCCCGAUGUAACUGGACUACAUGCACUUGACGAAUACAUGCAGAGUCAGCUUGUUUUAGCAGCAUUGAAUAUUGCAACGUUCGUAUUAAAAGAAGCAGGAACCUUUGUUGCUAAGAUAUUUCGUACACGUGAUAUCACACUACUAUAUGCGCAGUUGAAAAUUUUUUUCAAAGAGGUCUACUGUACGAAGCCACGUAGUAGCCGGCAAAGUAGUUGUGAGGCAUUUGUUGUUUGUAAUGGAUUCAGUUUACCGAAGAGAUAUACACCAACGAUGAAAAAUCCAAUGUUAUGUCCAGACUAUGAUGCUGAAGUGAACAGUUUGUUGGGAUCCAGCCGCCUUCUGGUACCAUUCCUUGCCUGUGGUGAUUUGUCCGGCUGGGAUUCAGAUCGGACAUACGAGCUGGAAUUGCCAGGUUUUUCGGAUGAAGCACAGCGGAGACGAUAUGAAUAUAAGCCAGUAGUGCAGCCUCCUACGGAACCUGCAUACAAAAAAGCAUGUACCUUGAAAAGAUCUGGUAAACUUGCUAGACCUGAAAUGGAAGAUCCGUUCUUCAAAUGUGGUAUCCCAAUUCGAAAGGCAGCAGCGGACAAAAAAGGAAUGGAUUCUGCUGGAAAUUUAGGGAUUGGUGACGAGUUAGCUGAAGCAUUUGCAGAAUGCUUUGUUUUUAAUAAUUAA